UCGUGGGUCACCUGCUUUUGAGGGAUACCAUCUAGUCAUAACCGAAAAUGAUAUCGAAAGUACAAACUUGUAGAAAUUUGGAGUAAAUCUAGAUCUAUCAAUGUUUUGCAUCCUGCGCAGUUAUGCUCAAAAGCUCAGGAGCUAACUUCCUUAACUUCAAACAAAUAUCAAAUGAUAAUGAAAGUAGGACCAGCCAAAACGAAUGCCAUUGAUUUUUGUAUCUACCUGUAUUAGUAUCUAAUCUAAGAAUUCACGUAUGGUACAAUAGGACUUAAUAUGGCGACAGCAGAUGAACCUCGUCAAUUGCAAGCACAGCACUUCGUAAUGUGUGAAAACUGUAAAGGGCCUGUAGAGUUUACCUGCAUUCGAUGUAUCAUGAAUUUCUGCGGAGAGUGCUCCUUGAAACACAUGCGGACAAAAUCAAAACGAGGCCAUGAAGUCAGGGCAUAUUCUUGCAACGCGACACAACAGUGUGGAUUACACCCCCCUUCUAUCUGCGAAUUUUAUUGCAAGUCCUGUUCAGCUCCGCUUUGCACUGAGUGUGUUAGUACAAACGCUCACAAACUUCACGACCUUUCAUCAAUAUCUUCCAUUGCUGCUUUCUUUGAGAAAUUGAUAUCAGAAGAAUGUUGGGAAUUACGAACGAAAGUGAAAGGCAAAUUUGAAAAACGUAUUAAAGACCUCGAGAGGAGUAUAACAGAGGUUGCUCAACAUUGCGCAAUAGCCAGGCGUAGUGUUACACAUUGGGGAGAAAAAAUGCACAGUGAAAUUGAUAAUCUCAUUAAAUCGCUUCAUCAGGAAAUUAAAGCUGCUGGAGAUGGCGCCGCAACGAUUCUAAUCGAACAAAAGGAUCUGAUGGAGAGCAAAAUAAGUGACAUAGAAGAUGCAUUGAAGAAGAAUGAGGAUAUUCUAAAGUCGGAAAACUCCAAAGAUAUCGUCAAAUUUCAGUCCAAGAUCGAUCAGCUUAGUGAGCUGCCUAGUCUGAAAAUAAUUCACCUUCCUGGAUUUGUCCCCCCAUCUGCCAAAAUCAAAUCAAAUGUAAGAAGAUUGUUUGGAGAGGCGAAAUUGUUUGUCUACCAUGCGGAUAAGAACUUCGCAAAUCCUACACAGAGCAGAACAUCAAACGAAAUUUAUUCAGAUGUAAUCCAACAACAAGGAGACUUAUUCAAUGUCCAGGAAGAUUGUGAUAUGUCAAGGACUUUCAGCACCCAGGAAGAUCGCAAUAUGUCAAGGACUUUCAGCACCCAGGAAGAUCGCAAUAUGUCAAGGACUUUCAGCGACCAGGAAGAUCGCAAUAUGUCAAGGACUUUUAGCGCCCUGGAAGAUCGCAAUAUGUCGAGGACUUUCAGCGCCCAGGAGGAUCGCAAUAUGUCAAGGACUUUAAGCGCCCAGGAAAAUCGCAAUAUAUCGAGUACUUUCAGCGCCCAGGAAGAUCGCAAUGUGUUGAGGACUCUCAGCGCCCAGAAAGAUCGCGACAUGUCGAGGAAUUUCAACGCCCAGGAAGAUCGCGAGAAGCCAAGGAAACAGCUUUCUACUUUACGUGUUCAGGAGUGUAAAGUUAAUAUACAUCCCAAACUUCUUCUAUGUCUCCUAAAGGCGAUGCCUUUUCGGGAGAAGGUAGAGAAAUUUCUUAAAGAUCUGAAGGUCAGACCGGUGUGGUCAAAAAGCAAGCGGGAUGACGAGAAAGCGUUUCUGAUACUGGAAGGUAUAAAUGUCACUGCAGAUUUAGAUGAAAUUUGGAAAAAAUCUGUCCGCCACGCACUAGGAAAAUUUCUGAACGAAUGGGAAGUUAACAGUUUUAACGUAUCUGAACAUCUUUGGGACAAAAUGAUGGAGAUGUUGAAAACUGUCUGGAUUCCAAAUCCCGAGAGUGUAGUAUGUCAGGUAGACAGAAAACAACGACAGAUCUUUGUCGUUGGCAAAGCUGAAGACGCAAUGGAAUUUACUAUGACAAUACAAAAAGCGUUAUGUGACAUGGAUGACACACACAGAUAAGUAUCGCACGAUUCUCGGUAACUAUUCACCGAGGUUGUAGCACCUACAAGAUGAAUAAGGUAUCUAUAUAUAGUCUAUAUAAAUACAAAUUGACUGCUUAAUAGGGAACACUGAAACUCCUACUUAGAAAAAGUUGACUCGAGGUUUAUCAACAUUGUAGUAUUAUACAUCAACUAUUUAUUAAACUGCGUUUGGCUUUUUAAAAAGAAAGACACAGGACAUACUUGCAAAUAAUCGAGUCUAGCACAGUUUGAUUUCAAACUACAUGCUUCGUAUAAAUAAGUACAACAAAACUAAUACAAUACUGCAGUAAUUUUUUUCUCGACCCCCCCCCCCCCCCCACCAUAAUAUGACAAGAUAUCACAACGAUAUACUUGUACUAACUUUGUUGUGCUGACAAUACAUACAAAGUCGCACAUAGUCAUCUGAGCUAUUCCAGGAUUACCAGUCCGCUCCUCUCAACUUCACCGUUUGCGGAAUUGUCAGGGAUUGGUGUCGACAGUAAACUGAAUUUUAACUAAGUCUUUGCACCAAUCAAGAUGCAGCUAACAUACGACCACGCGUAAUGUCAUGAAAUUAGUUCUGAUAAACGUAUUAUCAUUGGUUAAUAUUUACAUUCCCAAUGAAAUGGUUUUGAUAAACGUAUUAUCAUUGGUUAAUAUGAAAUUAGUUCUUUCCCAAUGUUUUUAACCUUCGAUAUCUUUACCAAUUAAAAUGAUGAUCAUUUCUUCAUGCCUGUGAACAAUGUACGUUUGAAUCCUCUUGAAUAAGGUACGACAAAUCUUCGUAAACAAGGUACGACUAUACCGCCAUUCUCUACCCAGAGUUCCGUGUAUGCGAAGCUUGCGCAACGCACCCUCUGGUGAGAGAAUGCUAUACCGCUAUUUACGCUACUCGCACUACACGUCUGUCAACAGCUUUUUACAGAAAUCUUGUAAAAGUUUCUAAUAUCCAACAUUUAUGUUUUGGACUAAAUAUUUAGUCAUACUAUGAAGUGAUUUUGGUACAAUCAAAUUGAUGCUUACUGAAGUCUUUAAAAUCACUUGUUUUCUGAUCCUAAAUUUGGAACUAUUUCGUAUAAUAUGCGUAUGAAUGCAGGGUAUUUAUAUGGUGGAGAUGGAAUCAAAAGUAAGAAAGGCUGUAAAAAAAAAAUACGAUAAAACUUGUAAAAUAAGAGACAACUGGAUGGUUAAAAUUGUACUUAACAAAGUGCCACUGGGCUAUAAAAAGAUCCUGAUGUAUCACCUGUUGCCAGAACUUUUAAAGGAAUGACUGUUUAUAUCAUGUGAUUAUAUUGUCACGUCAUUCCAAGCGUUGACAAAGGUGUAAGUGAAGUUUGGGUAACACGCCCUCUGGUGAGAGAAUGCUAUACGACUGGGAACAUUCAGACAGAAAUGAAAGUAAAACGUGAAAACAGAAAACAAAUUUCACUUUUGAAAAUAAAUGAGGGUAUGAACAGCAAAGCUUCACACCAGCGCAUACUUUUCAUUAAGUAUGCUGGCGUACAGCGUCGCAGUUCAUGCCCUCGUGUAUUUUCAGAAUCUUUUGAAAAUAUCUUAGAGCUGUUAUGCAAAUGAGCAUGAUUCAAUUCUCCGAUAGAGACGCUCUGCGUUAUCAGAACCAAUGAAUAGAAAAUGAGGUACUCUUUAUCGUCAUAAUGGCUAACUUCCUUUAAAAACAUUGUUGAAAAUAUAAAAUAUAUCAGCAAUAUUUGUUUAUUCAUUUAAAAUAUCAUUGCCUAGCAGAGUAGGUCAGCACGUCGACUACUGAAUGGUAGAUCGCGAGUUCGAGCCCAGUAGGGUUUUAAAAUAUCAUUGCACAUAUCCUCCACUUUUCAUCCAUAUCAAAUUUCUCUGGUGUAGCAUUCCUCCUUAAGAAUUUACAGGGGGGGGGGGGGGGGGGGUCGUCACAUACGCGCCGCUGAAGGAGUUGCUUAUUUCUGUUGUAUAAAUAUGUUUGCUGGGGGUAGUUUCCAGGAGUGAUUCAUUCUUUUCUCUAACCUGAUAGACUUGGGCCCUACCUGCUGCCAACUAGAUUAUAGAUGUACAUGCUUUACAUAUAGUGUUUUGUUAUGUAUCGUGGAUGUUCCUAUUCAACUUACAUGUGUAUUGCAUUUUGUUUAUUGACAGAAAUUUACGUUGGUAUUUUACAGCGUGAUUUCAGCAAUUUGAACUGUUCUUCCUGACAAUCUUACAUGUGAUAAACUGUGACAUAUUUGUUAGAACAAUUGAUUUUAAUAUUUAACUUUUACUGCCUUCGAUCAAUAAACAAUUUUCUACAUA
Ostrea edulis (European flat oyster) is the source of this 4277-nucleotide messenger RNA. RefSeq lists its product as uncharacterized. NCBI's taxonomy places the organism in Eukaryota, Metazoa, Mollusca, Bivalvia, Ostreida, Ostreidae. The transcript has 4 exons. The coding region runs from base 277 to 1995 and encodes 572 amino acids. Gene Ontology annotation, molecular function: zinc ion binding. The record is from RefSeq and is a predicted model, not a curated record.